Messenger RNA from Chenopodium quinoa (quinoa), 1747 nucleotides. Its product is annotated as mitochondrial import inner membrane translocase subunit TIM50-like. The record is from RefSeq and is a predicted model, not a curated record. The transcript is spliced from 10 exons. Gene Ontology annotation, molecular function: phosphoprotein phosphatase activity. NCBI's taxonomy places the organism in Eukaryota, Viridiplantae, Streptophyta, Magnoliopsida, Caryophyllales, Amaranthaceae. The coding region runs from base 348 to 1430 and encodes 360 amino acids.
AGGAAAAGUAGGGGAGAGAAUAGAUCGAUAUUAUUAUUACUCAAUGAUGUAGGAGUACAUAUAUAUAUAUACAUGUAAUACAAUUAAGGUUUCCUUAUAAAAUAAUAAACAUAAUAUAUCUAGAAUAUCCUAGAAUUAUCAUAAGGGAAUGGGCAUCCACUAAAUACAUAUAUUAUAUAACAUUUAAAUGUUUUUUUUUUUUUGACAAAUUUUCCUAUUUAUUUUUGUUUAAUGCAAGUAAUUUUUUUCCAACAUUGUUACGUUAUUAUUCUCCCCUCGGCGAAAAAGCCCUAGUGUAAAACCCCUCUGAAAUUGACCCCAAAAUUUCCCAAACUCCACUUACAAUAAUGUCGUUCUCUAUACUUCGAUCUCGACUCUCAAAAUCAUCCGCCAUUAACACCAAUACCAAAAACCUUAACACCAUUAUCUCCCAAAGAUUCCUCUGCACAAAUCUUCCCAAAGAACCGCCUUUAUCGUCUGGUUCUUCUCAACCUAACGAAGUUCCUCCAUCUUCUCCGCCGAAGAAUUCCAACGUUUUUUUCACCGCCCUCAAAUUCGGCCUUACUGCCGCCAUUACUGGUGCUGCUGCUUCUGCUGGCUAUGCCACUUACGCAUACACAUUUGAAGAAGUAGAUGAGAAAACAAAAGCAUUCCGAGCUUCUGCAAAACAUCACAUUGAAGAUGAUGACGCAUCUUUUAUCAACAAAUUUCAAGCUUUGGGGCAUUACACUGCUGUGGUUGUGCCUGCCAAAGCAAUUGAACUUUACUUAGAUUGGAGGAGAUCUAUUGAGGAUCAAGUUCGAGGUUUCACUGAACCGUUGUCUGAUAAGCUACUUCCUGAUUUGCCACCUGGAAUGCAACAUGUAUUUACACUUGUUGUGGAUCUGAACGAGACUUUAGUUUAUUCUGAUUGGAAGCGUGAAAGGGGCUGGAGAACUUUUAAGAGGCCAGGUGUUGAUGCCUUUCUUGAGCACCUAGCGCAAUAUUUUGAAAUUGUUGUGUAUUCUGACAACUUGUCAAUGUAUGUGGACCCCGUUCUUGACAGAUUAGACGAGAAGCACUGCAUAGCUCAUCGGUUAUCUAGGGCUGCGACAAGAUAUAAGGAUGGGAAACAUUAUAGGGACCUUUCCAAACUGAACCGUGAUCCUAAAAAGGUUAUUUAUAUUAGUGGCCAUGCCCUAGAGAACUGUCUUCAGCCAGAUAAUUGUGUCCAAAUCAAGCCAUGGAAAAGUGAUGAUGUGGAUGAUACUACUCUGUUGGAUCUUCUUCCAUUUCUUGAAUUUGUAGCCCGGAGUGGACCAUCAGAUAUCCGCCAGGUGUUAGCAUCCUAUAAAGGAAAAGAUAUUCCGAAGGAGUUUAUUGAACGCUCUAAAGAGCACCAAAGGCGAAUGCAAGAACAGAAACAGCAAGGACGUUUUUGGCGACGAUGAAAUCAAAUUUAAUUUAUGCUGCUACUUAAAUAAUUUGCAAGCAUAACCAUUUUCACCGAGAUAGUUGAACACCUAGCUCAAGACAGUGAAUUCGCAAACAGUUGAUAAUUUGGCACAGCUUCAGCAUGAAACAAAUUCGGCUCUCGAUUGUUAACUAGUUAUAUUCAAUUAUAUUUUUUCAUCGCUGUACGUUCUGAGGAAAAACUGGAAAUUUUUGUUUCAUCCUGUUAGCUCCUUUACAGUUGAACAAGAGAUGCUCAGAUAGUGUUAUAGCAAUAAACUCCCUCGCUAGUGCACCCAAAUAUAGAUUAAAAUAA